UGACAGCACCAGGGGCAGCCGCAAGAGUCCUAGGAGCUGCCCGCCUGAGUGCAACUGGAGGGGCCCGUGAGGUCUCCACCAGCGGCCGCAGGACCGCGGAGCAGCUCUAACUUGCUCGCCCGUCCACUCGCUCGCACACCGGAUCACCGCCGCGUGCCAAGACGCAGCGCGUGGAGCGCCUGCCUCGCGUGGUCCCCUCAAGCGUCACCAUGCUGCCACCGCAGCUGUGCUGGCUGCCGCUGCUCGCCGCCCUGCUACCGCCUGUGCCUGCGCAGAAGUUCUCGGCGCUCACGUUCUUGAGGGUCGAUCAAGACAAAGACAGAGACUGCAGCCUGGACUGCCCAAGCUCCUCUCAGAAGCCCCUCUGUGCCUCGGACGGGAGGACCUUCCUGUCCCGAUGCGAGUUCCAGCGGGCCAAGUGCAAAGAUCCACAACUGGAGAUCGCCCACCGUGGGAAUUGCAAAGAUGUGUCCAGAUGUGUGGCUGAGAGGAAGUACACCCAGGAGCAGGCCCGGAAGGAGUUCCAGCAAGUGUUCAUCCCAGAGUGCAAUGAUGACGGCACCUACAGUCAGGUCCAGUGUCACAGCUACACGGGUUACUGUUGGUGCGUUACACCAAACGGAAGGCCCAUCAGCGGCACCGCUGUGGCCCACAAGACACCCAGGUGCCCUGGGUCAAUAAAUGAAAAGUUGCCCCAGCGGGAAGGCGCAGGAAAAGCAGUCUCCUUGCAAAUCUUUUCCGUUCUGAAUUCAGAUGAUGCUGCAGCCCCAGCAUUGGAGACUCAGCCCCAAGGAGAUGAAGAAGAUAUUGCGUCACGCUACCCUACACUCUGGACUGAGCAAGUUAAAAGCCGGCAGAAUAAGACCAACAAAAAUUCAGCUUCCUCCUGUGACCAGGAGCACCAGUCAGCUCUCGAGGAGGCCAAGCAGCCCAAGAAUGACAACGUAGUGAUCCCUGAGUGUGCACACGGAGGCCUCUACAAGCCGGUGCAGUGUCACCCGUCUACUGGUUACUGCUGGUGUGUGCUGGUGGACACCGGGCGGCCCAUUCCCGGGACCUCCACAAGGUAUGAGCAGCCCAAGUGUGACAACACAGCCAGGGCUCACCCCGCGAAGGCCCGGGACCUGUACAAGAACCGGCCCCUGCAAGGUUGUCCUGGUGCCAAAAAGAAUGAGUUUCUGACAAGUGUCCUGGAUGCACUCUCCACAGACAUGGUUCACGCCGUCUCUGACCCCUCUUCCUCCUCUGGCAGGUUAUCAGAGCCGGACCCCAGCCACACCCUGGAGGAGAGGGUGGUGCACUGGUACUUCAAGCUCCUUGAUAAGAACGCUAGCGGGGACAUUGGCAAGAAGGAAAUCAAGCCCUUCAAGAGGUUCCUGCGGAAGAAGUCCAAGCCCAAGAAGUGUGUGAAGAAGUUUGUGGAAUACUGUGACGCGAACAAUGACAAGUCCAUCACUGUGCAGGAGCUGAUGGGUUGCUUGGGUGUCACCAGGGAGGACGGUAAAGCCAACACCAGGAAGCGCCACACCCCCAGAGGAAAUACUGAAAGCUCGUCUAACAGACAGCCCAGGAGACAAGGAUGAACGGCUGACUAUCCAAGGCUGACUAUCCUAGACAUGUGGGAAUUUCCCUCAACAAAGAGCUAUUAAAAAGGAAAAAAAUAUAUAUAGUAUUUGCACUUUGUACUUUAAAUGUAAAUUCACUUUGUAGAAAUGAGAUAUUUAAACAGACUGUUUUGAUCUGUGAAAAUGGAAGGCUGGCUUCGGGAAAUUAAUCACAUACAAUGUAUGUGUUCUUGUUUGACCUUAAAGAUCUGUGCUGGUGGGGAUGGGUUUUGAAUGCAUUUCAACUUCACUUCCUUGUGCCUUUGUGGAGGGCCUGGCUUGUACCCUGGCCCUUUCCUCUGCCUGCAGUCUCUGCUGGCUUGCUCCCAGUGCUCUUGAUGCAAGCCAGAAGACGAUCAUAUCCUUAGAAGUUGGCAGGGCCGUGCAGUUUACACGCAUGGUCACCUGUCGAUGGUUGCCGGUUCCAUGAGGUUUUGCUGUCUACAGAUGUCACUCGACACCAUGGGUCACGCAGGCACCCCGCUUGAGCCUAGCCUUGACCUCUAAUAGCCUCUGGUUUGAGGCCGUGCUGCCAGACUCUGUCAGACUCCAGUCUGAGCUUCUGCUUGAGUUUUGCCUCUGCUUGAGCCAAUCCUGCUGUUAAAUCUCCAGGGAGCUGAGUGGGCAGACAGCCAGAGAGUCCUCCUUCAGAGAGCAAACCUAACUCUCUCCACCCCACGGCUCAGUACCCAGUUCACCUGCCUCUCUUCUAAGUGGCUGUUCGAUCCUACUGUGGCUGUCCCUGGGGAUACCCUGGAAAGGAACAAGGUCUUCUGCAGAGAUCAUGGACCACACCCCGAGGAAGAGGAAGCUUGACUACAUCAUCCCAAGAGUACUGAACAACAGGCAGCUAAGAAUGUCACUGUCACUCUUUGGAGGACUCCAGAGUAUGAGAGAUUCAUCCAAGGCCCUUAUGGGAUGAGUUAGGAACUGGACACCCACACUGUGGGAGACUGGCUUGGCCUGUGUGUACGGCUGGCUGCCAUUGUCAGACCUAGACUCUAGGUCAUUCUGUACUCACUGCUCUCAAGAAACAGUUACAGAUGGGGGAGAGCUGGGGCAAUCCUCUCAGAUCGAAUUCUAUGUGGAAAACUGUUCAUGCCCCCCCCGUCUCUCCGUGUGCAGCUGUGGAUGUGCACACACGCUCCAGAAGGCCUUUGCUCAUUCCAACUGUGUAGAGGUAAGAAAUGGCCAGCUCGCGCGCAUGUCAACAUUGUCUACAAAGAAAAGUAUGAUCCCAACUGUUUUGGAUAAUCUUUUAUAUUUCUGAACCCUGAAUUUAAUCAUUUUUAUUAGAUUAAAUAUGCUAUUGAAACCGU
Messenger RNA from Mesocricetus auratus (golden hamster), 2923 nucleotides. It is a transcript of the gene Smoc2, whose product is annotated as SPARC related modular calcium binding 2. The record is from RefSeq and is a predicted model, not a curated record. Gene Ontology annotation, biological process: extracellular matrix organization. The transcript has 13 exons. Bases 210 to 1583 code for a protein of 457 amino acids. Gene Ontology annotation, molecular function: heparin binding; protein binding; calcium ion binding. Gene Ontology annotation, cellular component: basement membrane. NCBI's taxonomy places the organism in Eukaryota, Metazoa, Chordata, Mammalia, Rodentia, Cricetidae.